UUAUAUACUUAUAAUGGGAAUGAAAAAUAAAAAGGUUUACAUUAUAAUAUUUUAUAAGAGAAUCUUACACAUUGUAAGAUUUGAAAUAAAGGCCAAUAUAUAAAGUACUUUGGAAAGAAAAGAAGAAUAAUCGACUAAACAGAGAUUAUAAAAGGAUAGAUUAUUACAUAAUAAAACAAAUGAUAAUAAAGAGAAGAAGGAUGAAUGAA
Messenger RNA from Paramecium sonneborni, 209 nucleotides. NCBI's taxonomy places the organism in Eukaryota, Ciliophora, Oligohymenophorea, Peniculida, Parameciidae. The record is from the annotation of a GenBank genome assembly.